AUGUUGGGUGUUUUGAAAGUAAACCAAAUUAUUGAGAUCCGGCCUGGUAUUGUUAGCAAAGAUGAGCAAGGAAACCAGAAAUGCACUCCCAUUUACUCCCGUAUCACUUCGUUGUACGCGGAACAGAACGAGCUUCAGUUUGCUGUCCCGGGAGGUCUGAUUGGAGUUGGGACAACGAUGGAUCCUACGCUCACGCGUGCUGAUAGGUUGGUUGGUCAAGUCCUUGGUGAAAUGGGUUCUCUCCCUGAAGUUUAUGCUGAGCUUGAGGUGAGUUUCCAGCUUCUGAUGCGUCUCAUUGGAGUGAGGACAAAGGAAAAGGAGAAGCAAAUGAAAGUGUCAAAGCUAAGCAAGGGAGAGAUACUGAUGGUGAACAUCGGGUCCAUGUCUGCGGGAGCUAAGGUUAUUGGAGUGAAGAAAGGUUUGAUGAAAGUGCAAUUGACAGUGCCUGUUUGCACCACUAUAAAAGAAAAGGUGGCUCUAAGCCGCCGUGUCGAAAGGCAUUGGCGUUUGAUCGGCAGCGGUCAGAUUGAGGCAGGAACCACCAUUCCUGUCCCCCCUCCUCGUCUCUGA
Messenger RNA from Arabis nemorensis, 570 nucleotides. The record is from the annotation of a GenBank genome assembly. Lineage: Eukaryota; Viridiplantae; Streptophyta; Magnoliopsida; Brassicales; Brassicaceae.